AUGGUGGUAAACUUUUUGACAACAUGGACUUCGACGGUCGACCCCGGGGACUUGGAAGAGAGCCGAGCUCGUCUCUGCGAGGAGUUUGCCGGCUUGACGGGCACGGAUAGCGGCGUGGCGCAGUGCUACCUUGCGGAGAACGACUGGAACAUGGAGAGAGCGUCGAAUUCCUUCUUCGACGCCGACAUGGAGAAAUUGUUUGAAGAGGAGUGUGCUUCAGAACAGGAGACCCCAACCAAGAAACUAAAAGCGCCUGAAGUAACAAGCAUCGACUUAACUGCAGACAGCCCCGGCUCGUCACGUAAACCCUCUGAGGAAGACGGCGGCUCGGCACUGACGCUGAUCUCCUGGAAUGUGGACGGUCUGGACACGGAGAACCUGGCCGAGCGGGCCCGAGGCUUGUGCUCCUACUUGGCACUAUACACUCCUGACGUGGUGUUCCUGCAGGAGCUCAUUCCGCCCUACGUGGAGUAUUUGAAGAAACGUGCCGUCAGCUACCUGAUCAUUCAAGGAAGUGAAGACGGCUACUUUAACGGCAUGAUGCUGAAGAAGACGCGCGUCAAACUGCUGGAAAGCGAGAUUGUGGCUUACCCGACCACUCAGAUGAUGAGGAACCUGCUCGUGGCUCAGGUCGCUCGACAACUGUGCCUGAUGACGUCGCACCUGGAGAGCUGCAAGGGCCAAUCGGGCAAGCGUAUGACGCAGCUGCACGAGGUGAUGCGGCGGAUGCGUGAGGCGCCCGACGACGUCAGCGUGGUGUUCGCCGGCGACACCAACCUGCGCGACGCCGAGGUGGCGGCGGUGGGCCUGCCCCCCGGCGUGUGCGACGUGUGGGAGGGGCUCGGGAGCCAGGAGCACUGCCGCUACACGUGGGACACCCGCGCCAACUCCAACAAGACCGUCCGGUACGUCAGCCGCUGCCGCUUCGACCGCGUGUACCUGCGGCCGGCCGCCCGCGCGCCCCGCCUGGCGCCCGACCACAUGGCCCUGGUGGGCUUGGAGAAGCUGGACUGCGGGCGCUUCACCAGCGACCACUGGGGGAUCUACUGCAGCUUCACCACCACCGCCGACGUCGCCGUCGAAACAUGACAAAUGCGACGUUGCCUUCCUUUUAGCUACUUUUUCAACACAUUGUCAAAUAAUUAAUAAAUGUAUUAAUAAACGU
Molecule: messenger RNA, 1165 nt
Organism: Phycodurus eques (leafy seadragon)
Lineage: Eukaryota; Metazoa; Chordata; Actinopteri; Syngnathiformes; Syngnathidae
Gene: tdp2b
Product: tyrosyl-DNA phosphodiesterase 2b
Exons: 7
Coding region: 1-1089 (362 amino acids)
Biological process (GO): double-strand break repair
Cellular component (GO): PML body; cytoplasm
Molecular function (GO): protein binding; 5'-tyrosyl-DNA phosphodiesterase activity; single-stranded DNA binding
Source: RefSeq, a predicted model, not a curated record